AGUUCCUGCGGCGUGGGCGUCUGCACGCUGCUGCUUCCACAGUCUUCGUCUGGGCGCGGAAAUGGUUGUCUUGGUUACGGGUUCUAACGGUCUCGGGCCUGAGAUUCCUUGUUGAGGGGCUACAACCUGAGCUGCUGUCUAGAGACGUCUUCGCUCCUCGAAGUGGCGGCAGUGGUUGCUGGUCCAGCCUACGACGUGGAGUAAUUUGAAGCUUUCCAGAAAAUUGAAAUAGAGUUGGAGAAGAAAACUGACCCAUAAUAAUAAAAAAUGUCUCGAAAAAUUGCCAAGGCAUCAACAAAAGUCAAUGUCUCUAGCUCUCUGGAAUCUGAAGAUAUUAGCUUAGAGACAACAGUUCCUACAGAUGAUAUUUCCUCAUCAGAAGAGCGAGAAGGUAAAAUCAAAAUCACCAGGCAGCUGAUUGAACGGAAAGAACUGCUUCAUAAUAUUCAGUUACUGAAAAUAGAGCUAUCCCAGAAAAAUAUGAUGAUUGACAAUUUGAAAGUGGAUUAUCUUACAAAGAUUGAAGAAUUGGAAGAGAAACUUAAUGAUGCACUUCACCAAAAGCAGGUACUAACAUUGAGAUUAGACAACCAAUUGACUUUCCAGCAGAAGGAUGCCAGAAAAUAUCAAGAACUGAUGAAACAAGAAAUGGAAACUAUUUUAUUGAGACAGAAACAACUAGAAGAGACAAAUCUUCAGCUAAGAGAGAAAGCUGGAGAUAUUCGUCGAAACCUGCGUGACUUUGACUUGACAGAGGAGCAAUAUAUGAAACUAAAAGGUUUUCCUGAAGAUCAGCUUUCUAUUCCUGAAUAUGUAUCUAUUCGGUUCUAUGAACUGGUGGAUCCAUUAAGAAAGGAAAUUUCUGAACUACAAGUGAAAAAGAAUGACCUAUCAGAAGAAUUAAGUGAAAACAAAGGCCAAUUGAAACAACUGACAGAGACAUAUGAGGAAGGUCGAAGAAACUACUCUGAGCUUCAAGUUAGAUGUCAGCGUUUGGCCUUAGAAUUAGCAGACACAAAACAGUUAAUUCAGCAAGGUGACUACCGUCAGGAAAACUAUGAUAAAGUCAAGAGUGAACGUGAUGCACUUGAACAGGAAGUAAGUGAGUUAAGGAGAAAACAUGAAAUACUUGAAGCUUCUCACAUAACUCAAACUAAAGAAAGAAGUGAAUUAUCAAAAGAGGUAACCACCUUACAGCAGACUGUUACUUUACUGCAAAAGGAUAAAGACUAUCUCAAUCGCCAAAACAUGGAGCUUAGUGUUCGCUGUGCCCAUGAAGAGGACCGCCUUGAAAGACUUCAAGCACAACUUGAAGAAACCAAAAAGGCUAGAGAAGAGAUGUAUGAAAAAUAUGUAACAUCCAGAGACCAUUAUAAAACAGAAUAUGAAAAUAAACUACGUGAUGAACUGGAACAAAUCAGGUUGAAAACUAAUCAAGAAAUUGAUCAGCUUCGAAGUGCCUCUAAGGAAAUGUAUGAACGGGAAAACAGAAAUCUCCGAGAAGCAAGGGAUAAUGCUGUGGCUGAAAAGGACCGAGCAGUGAUGGCUGAAAAGGAUGCUUUAGAAAAACAUGAUCAGCUCUUAGACAGGUACAGAGAACUACAACUUAGUACAGAAAGCAAAGUAACAGAAUUUCUCCAUCAAAGUAAAUUAAAAUCUUUUGAAAGUGAGCGUGUUCAACUUAUACAAGAGGAGACUGCAAGAAAUCUCACACAGUGUCAAAUGGAAUGUGAAAAAUAUCAGAAAAAAUUGGAGGUUUUAACUAAAGAAUUUUAUAGUCUCCAAGCCUCUUCUGAAAAACGCAUUACCGAACUUCAAGCACAGAACUCUGAACAUCAAGCAAGGCUAGACAUUUAUGAGAAGUUGGAAAAAGAGCUUGAUGAAAUAAUAAUGCAAACAGCAGAAAUUGAAAAUGAAGAUGAGGCUGAAAGGGUUCUUUUUUCCUAUGGCUAUGGUGCUAAUGUUCCCACAACAGCCAGAAGACGACUAAAGCAAAGUGUCCACUUGGCAAGAAGAGUGCUUCAGUUAGAAAAACAGAACUCUUUGGUUUUAAAAGAUCUGGAACAUCAAAAGGACCAAGUAACACAGCUUUCACAAGAGCUUGACAGGGCCAAUUCUCUAUUAAACCAGGCUCAACAACCUUACAGAUAUCUCAUUGAAUCAGUACGUCAGAGAGAUUCUAAGAUUGAUUCACUGAAGGAGUGUAUUACACAACUUGAGAAAGAUGUCAGCAAUUUAAAUAAAGAAAAGUCAGCUUUACUACAGAUGAAGAAUCAAAUGGCAUUAGAUUUAGAACAACUUCUAAAUCAUCGUGAGGAAUUGGCAGCAAUGAAACAGAUUCUCACUAAUAUGCGUAGUAAGCGUUCUGAGGACAGGUUACUUCUUACUAAGAUGGAAUCAAAAAAUGCGACAGAAAAUCAGAAAUCAAAGACUUCAAAUGUGCCUAGAGAUCAUGAAGACAAUAUAUUUAUACCGAAACCAACACUCUUUACCAAAAAAGAAGCACCUGAGUGGUCUAAGAAACAAAAGAUGAAGACCUAGUGUUUUGGACGGAUUUGCUCUAUCAUUAUUUACCCUGAGGUUUUUUUUCUGAUGAACAAAAAGUUUAUCUUAAUCUUGUACUUGGUAUUUUUUAAAUAACUAAUUUAAAGUUUAUUUUAACUGAAUGUUAAAUUAACAGAUUUCAGCAUAAUCAAAAUGUAUAAAGUGCAAACAAUAGUACAGUUUACAUUUGGUUUUAUCUAUUUUGUUACAAAAUAAAUAUAUGCUCUAUGAUUUAAA
Messenger RNA from Ceratotherium simum simum (southern white rhinoceros), 2781 nucleotides. It is a transcript of the gene PIBF1, whose product is annotated as progesterone immunomodulatory binding factor 1. Gene Ontology annotation, cellular component: microtubule organizing center. NCBI's taxonomy places the organism in Eukaryota, Metazoa, Chordata, Mammalia, Perissodactyla, Rhinocerotidae. Gene Ontology annotation, biological process: cilium assembly. The record is from RefSeq and is a predicted model, not a curated record.